AUGACCUCUCAAUACAACUUCAAGAGGAUCACGGUCGUGCCGACCGCUUCGGAACUCAAAGAAGUGGUACUGUCGAAGACCCAACGAAAAACGCCGACAGUUGUGCAUCGACAAUAUUCCAUUGGACGAAUUCGAGCUUUUUAUGCUAGAAAAAUCAAGUUUCUUCAACAAACUCUUCAUGACAAGCUCACAGAAAUCAUCAACCAAUUCCCAAAGUUGGAGGAAAUUCACCCAUUCUAUGCCGACUUGAUGAAUAUUCUCUACGAUCGGGAUCACUACAAGAUUGCGCUUGGGCAAAUGAACACAGCAAGACAUCUGAUUGAUGGAAUCGCCCGUGAAUAUGUUCGUUUGAUGAAAUAUGGUGACUCGCUCUAUCGAUGCAAAAUGCUCAAGCGAGCGGCGCUCGGUCGAAUGGUGAAAUUGUUGCGACGACAGAAAAGCUCCUUCGAAUACUUGGAACAGGUUCGACAACAUCUUUCGCGUCUACCGAGCAUUGAUCCAAACACUAGGACGUUGAUCCUUUGCGGGUUCCCAAACGUUGGAAAGUCUUCUUUCAUCAAUAAGGUUACACGAGCUGAUGUUGAAGUACAGCCAUACGCUUUCACCACGAAAGCCCUCUAUGUCGGACAUCUUGACUACAAGUUCUUGCGCUGGCAGGUUAUUGAUACUCCUGGUAUUUUGGACCAUCCACUAGAAGAUCGGAACACAAUUGAGAUGCAGGCCGUCACUGCUUUGGCUCACUUGAAAGCGGCUGUGCUUUUUAUUAUGGACGUGAGCGAGCAAUGUGAUCGAAGCAUUGAAGAACAGGUGCAUCUUUUUGAAUCAAUCAAGCCACUUUUUGCCAACAAACCAGUGCUUAUCGGUCUCAAUAAAGUGGAUGUUCGUCGUCGAGCUGAUCUUCCUGCUGACAAGGAGGCGUGCAUUAAGCGCUUGGAAGCUGAUGGAGUACCAAUUGUUGAGAUGAGCACAAUGACUGAGGAGGGAGUUCUGGGACUUCGGGAUAAUGCUUGUGAUCGCUUGCUAGUGCAACGAGUUGAGCAAAAGCUCCAAGCCAAGAAGACUGUUCUCGGCGAGGGAGUGCUAUCAAAGAUUUUUGUCGCCUACCCAACACCUAGAGAUGAGAAAGUUCGUGCUCCUUUUAUCCCGAAUGCAGCUUUGAAGAAGCGGGUUCAAACACGAAGUGGUACAAAUCGAGAUCUUAUGGCCGAAUUCCGUGAUGAACGUACGCGGAAGUUGGAGCGCGAGAUUGAACUUGAGAUGGAUGACGAUUAUGUUCUUGAUUUGAAGAAGAAUUAUUUGCUAAAGAACCCGGAUGAGAAGUAUGACAUCGUUCCUGAGAUCUGGGAGGGACACAAUUUGGCGGAUUUCAUUGAUCCAGAGAUUAGCAACAAGUUAGCGGCUUUGCUUGAGGAAGAACGUUUACGAAUUGAGGCUGGAGAAUAUGAUGAUGAUCUUGAUUCAGAUGAUGAAGAAACGAAAGACCUUCUGAAAACAGCUGAAAAGAUUAAAGAAAAAGAGGAGAUGCUCAAAUUGGAGUCGAGAGAGAAAAAGAGCAAUCAACAUCAUCACAUUUCUCGUUCAGUCGCUCGUAAACGAGAGCGAACAAUGGAUAAAUUGGAGGAAGAACUUGGUGGUCUUGGAAUGGAGGUGAAAGCCAAACGAAUGAAACACUUGGUAACGGAAUCAGCGCGUACACCAAGUGUGAAGAAGAUCAGAGUUGGUCCUUCUCGUUCAUUGUCUGCCAACCGUUCUGUGCCUCGACCUGAGCAAGGACUUCCGCAGAAGGAGAAACGUGAGAAGGUUCGCAAAUUGGCCAAGAAGGCUCAACGUGAAAUGAAUCAGGAUGCACGAAAGGGAGAAGCUGAUAGGCACAUUGGAACAAAAAUGCCAAAGCAUCUCUUCGCAGGAAAGAGGAAGAUGGGCAAGACGGAUCGCCGCUUUAUUUUUGCUCUAAUUCAGAUGGGCGAUCAGGAAUUGACUUGUUAUGUGAACAAUCUUGAUGAAGAGGUGACAGCUGAGAUAAUCGAGGAAUUGUUCACUCAAGCGGGCCCUCUGAAGAAAGUUGUUUGGAAAGGCGAUAGUGGAUAUGCGCUCAUCGUUUUUCAAGAUGAGGAAUCUGUGAUGUUUGCCGUUGAAGUGCUCGAUAAUACAAUGCUGUUUGGAAAGCCGAUCAGCGUCAAACCUAAAAACGAGUCACUUCAAUUUGAGAAGUACAAAGAAUGGAAACAGAAGCGUGACGACCAACAUGAAGAAGCGAGACAACGCAUACAGCAUCGACAACGUUCAACUAACAACUACAAUAGUCCAGGACAGCAAUGGAAUACACCUGGAUCACAAAGUGGCUCUCGUCCAGGCCGUCCACAGGAUUCUUCACAAUACACGUAUAACCGGAAUGAUCGCGAUACUCGAAGAUCUCACGAUAGCAACUCGUCUCGUAGUUAUCAAUCAUCUAACUACUCGUGGCAAAAACCACCUGCUCGCAACGAACAGCGUGACAUAGGAAUGCGGGAACCAAAGAGAUCUGAAAUGGUCAAAGUGAAAUCAAAAAAGGAAGGGGAAGAAAAAGAUCAGUCGCUCAAAGAGAUACCAAAAACGCAUGGGAGUUUGAUCAAAAAAAAGAGACCUUGGAGAAAUAAAGUGCGGAAACAAGCAAUGAAGGAGGCAAAACAAAAAGAACGACUUGAAAAACCGACAACAGUGGCUUCAAAUGAGGGACAAAAUGACAAGACAGGGAAAAAGUCGAAAAAGAAGAAGAGGAAGCAACUCCAAGAGGUUAAAGAAGAAACUCGCGAUGAAAAAGACGACGUCUUGAAAAAGUUGGAAUCGGGACGUUUCAGG
Mesorhabditis belari is the source of this 2838-nucleotide messenger RNA. NCBI's taxonomy places the organism in Eukaryota, Metazoa, Nematoda, Chromadorea, Rhabditida, Rhabditidae. The record is from the annotation of a GenBank genome assembly.